This is a messenger RNA of Plectropomus leopardus (leopard coralgrouper), 1134 nucleotides long. RefSeq names its product centromere protein K (gene cenpk). Lineage: Eukaryota; Metazoa; Chordata; Actinopteri; Perciformes; Serranidae. Gene Ontology annotation, cellular component: nucleus. The record is from RefSeq and is a predicted model, not a curated record. Gene Ontology annotation, biological process: kinetochore assembly; mitotic sister chromatid segregation.
AUCAGAGUUGGCGGUAUUUUGAAAAAGGAGCGUCUGUUGUUUUUGUCGGCGUGUUGAAGAAAAACGGUUAAAUUUACAAAUUAUGGGUGAGGUGAAGUCGGGCGGGCAGGAAGCAGCUGAGCUGUCAGAGGCUGCUCAGACUGAGCUGCUGGAGCUGUGUGAGGAUCAGUUUGCUCAGCUGGAAAAGCUCCAAAAUGAGAUUAUUCUGUGUGAACCAGAUUUUUGUGAGGAUCCUCAAGAGCAGUCUGUAAAUCGACUGAUGGCAACAGAGGCUGAACUGAAGCAAUGGCUGACGGAGGAGCCGAAAUUGCUGGCGUCAAAUCCAGAAGUUUUACUUCAAGCUGGAAAAGAGGAGAUGCUCAAGCUGUGCUCUGAACUGGAGAUGGUUGUUUCGUGCCAUGAAGCAAAGAGAGACAAACUGAGAGAAACUAAAGAGCUUGAACUGAAGUGGUUGGAGGAGAAGAAACAGGUGCUGAUAGCUGCAGAUGACCAUGUCAAACGACUUCAGAUGGAAAAGGGGAAAUCAACAGAGCACAGCAUAUUGCAGGACACCAAAGAGAAAAUCCAGAAAAUGAAGAUGUACCAGGAAAGGUUGAUGGAGUCUUUGGGGGACGUUCUGGAGGAGCAUGUCCCUCAACUUCAGAAUGAAUCCAGUGCAAACAAGAAAAAGAAGAAUGUUACUCAGGAGUUAGAUGAAGACUUGAUUUCACUUAAUGAAAUUCUUGAGCUGCUCAUGAACAAGGUCCUGACGACACCCCACGACCCCUACGUAACCAUGGACAACACAUUCUGGCCCCCGUACAUAGAGAUGCUGCUCCGCUAUGGCAUUGCAGUGCGGCACCAAGAGAAUAACUGCAAGAUCCGCCUGGAAACCUUUUGUUAAGGCAAUGUUGCAUUAGGACUCUCGAGCACCACUUAUCUGCUAGUGUUUCUAAUUUCAGUCUGCUUAUAUAGUGCUAUUUAUAUUAAUGCAAGCUGAUAUGAAUUAUAGAGUGCCUGAGGAGUGAGUCCUAAAAUCUGGAAAUGAGUGAGUACUUUAGCACUCCCAGUUCCCUUGUCUCGAAGUCAAUGGGUUUUUGGUCAGAUGCCUGAAAUAAGGUCUGUGGUUGACACAAGCUUAAGAGACUUUCACAU